Molecule: messenger RNA, 1157 nt
Organism: Vanrija pseudolonga
Lineage: Eukaryota; Fungi; Basidiomycota; Tremellomycetes; Trichosporonales; Trichosporonaceae
Gene: HVA22H
Product: HVA22-like protein h
Exons: 4
Coding region: 76-1110 (344 amino acids)
Source: RefSeq, a predicted model, not a curated record
CCGUUCGUGCGACUUGGCAUCCUUCUUCUUUCUUUCAUUCUUUACUCUUUGAUAGAGGCUCGACAAGUUAUCGCCAUGCCGUUCCUCGUCACGCGUUUGAUCAACGUCACCGGCGUGUUCCUCUACCCCGCCUACGCGUCCUACAAGGCGCUCCAGGCGCGUCCCCAGUCCAGCCCCGAAGCGCAGGCCGCCGUCGAGCGCUGGCUGCAGUACUGGGCCGUCGUGGGCGCGUGGGCUACGAUCGAGGGGGCUGUUGGGUUCCUAUGGUCUUGGAUCCCCUUCUACACGAUCAUCAAGACCCUCGUCUUCCUCUACCUCACCCUGCCGUCCACCUACGCCGCGCCGUACGUCUACCGCACCUUCCUUGCGCCCCUGUUCGCCGAGCACGAGCCGGCCAUCGACGCAUUCCUGGGGGACAUUCGGGCCAAGACGACCGGCGCCGCGGGUGGGACGGUCGGGUGGUUGUGGGAGACGGUGCGGAAGGCGCUGGGUCUGACGCAGGACCAAGCCGCGUACGCCGCCCACGCGGCAGGCAUCCAGCCCCCGCCGCACGGCGGCGCGGCGCCGCCUCCAUACGCUUCCCGUCCCGGCGCUCCUCCUGGUCCCCCUCCCCAGCAGCAGCAGGGCGGCGGCGGAGCAUUCGGCCUCAUGUCCGGCCUCGCGAAGCAGUACCUCCCCGGCGCGAUCGCCGCCGCGUCGUCGGCGCUGGGCGCGACCGGCGCCGCCCAAGCACAAGGCUACCGCGUGCCGAAUGUGUCCAACCGCUCCUUCUCAGCGGGGAGCGACACGCCGUCCGCGCCCGCUGGUGGCCAGUUCCACGGCGAGACGGACACGAGCGCGCUGCACGCGCACGCGCCGGCCGCACAGCGCAACGUCGCGCCGCCCAGCUCGUCGCGCACGCCGAGCGACGCGAGCCUCGCCUCUGGUUCGGGCUCGGCGGCCAACCUCCGCGCGUCGGGCUACGACGAGAUCCGCCGCGAGGAGGCAGAGGGCGCCACGCCCGACCCGUCGCAGCGCCGCGCGUCUGGGUCCAGCUGGCUCAAGUGGGGUGGGGGUGGCGCCGCGCCGCCCGGUGCCCCCGGUGGCUCGGGCAAGGACAAGGCAGAGUAGCUUGUAGCUAGCGUAUGGAGCGUAUGCAGCGCGGCGUAUACACGGUG